This is a messenger RNA of Felis catus (domestic cat), 4299 nucleotides long. RefSeq names its product zinc finger protein 883-like. Bases 209 to 2122 code for a protein of 637 amino acids. The transcript is spliced from 2 exons. The record is from RefSeq and is a predicted model, not a curated record. NCBI's taxonomy places the organism in Eukaryota, Metazoa, Chordata, Mammalia, Carnivora, Felidae. Gene Ontology annotation, biological process: regulation of transcription by RNA polymerase II. Gene Ontology annotation, cellular component: nucleus. Gene Ontology annotation, molecular function: RNA polymerase II cis-regulatory region sequence-specific DNA binding; DNA-binding transcription activator activity, RNA polymerase II-specific.
UGCAAAGCAGUGUGCAUCUGUAAGCAGAAGUUCCAAUCAAACAUGCAAACAUACAUAUUUGUGCAAAGAAAAUUUGGAACAUUUGGAAAGUUACCUCAUCCACACUGAAAACAAUGCUGUGAACCAUUGUGAAAGUGGGAUUGGAUUGACCUUUCAGUCAAAUAUUUCUAAAACUCAGACAUUCAAAAAUGAAGAUAAAAGGCCUAGCAUGUCUCAAUUUGGGAGGUACUUCACAGAGGAGGUGACCCUGCAACAUUACCAGAGUAUUUUCAAUGGAGCUACACUGGCUCAAUACAGUGAAUCUGAGACACAGUCUAACCAGGGCUCUCAUGUUAGCAAACGUCUGAGGACUCUGCAAGAAAACCAUUUUGAAUCUAAUAAAGGUGAGGAAGUGUUUUAUCCAAACUCCAAAUAUACCAAUAGUAAGAGUACACAGAGGGGAGAAAUUACUUCUAAAUAUGAUGAACGUGGGAAAGCUCUGAAGCAGUCCUCCAGUAUUGCUGAUCAUCAGAGGAUUCAUGUGGGUGGAAACCCAUACACAUAUAGUGAAUCUGGGAAAAUGUUUAAUCAAUCAUUAAGCCUAAAUACGUAUAAGACAAGUGGUACUGGAGAGAAAAGGUACAUUGGCAAGGAAUGUGGCAAAACCUUUGACAGGCACUCGACACUAUUUCAACAUCAGCAAACGCAUACUGCAAAGAAAAUUGACAAAUGUGAAGAAGGUGGUCAAACCUUUAAGGAUGGGUCAUCACUCCAUGCAGACAGGCGAAUCUGUACUGCACAGAAACCUUACAAAUGUCAAGAAUGUGGCAAGGCCUUUAGCCAGCAAUCAUUGCUUACUCAGCAUCAAAGAAUCCACACUGGAGAGAAACCUUACAAAUGUCAAGAAUGUGGCAAGGCCUAUAAGCAGCAAUCAUCCCUUACUAAGCAUCACAGAAUACAUACUGGAGAGAAACCUUACAAAUGUCAAGAAUGUGGCAAGGCCUUUAGCCACCGAUCAUCCCUUCCUCAGCAUCACAGAAUACAUACUGGAGAGAAACCUUACAAAUGUCAAGAAUGUGGCAAGGCCUUUAGCCACCGAUCAUCCCUUCUUCAGCAUCACAGAAUACAUACUGGAGAGAAACCUUACAAAUGUCAAGAAUGUGGCAAGGCCUUUAGCCACCGUUCAUCCCUUACUCAGCAUCACAGAAGGCAUACUGGAGAGAAAUCUUACAAAUGUCAAGAAUGUGGCAAGGUCUUUCCCCAGCAAUCAUCCCUUAGUCGACAUCACAGAAUUCAUACUGGAGAGAGACCUUACAACUGUCAAGAAUGUGGCAAAGCCUUUAACCACCCAUCAUCCCUUACUCAGCAUCACAGAAUCCAUACUGGCGAGAAACCUUACCAAUGUCGAGAAUGUGGAAAAGCCUUUAACUGUUCCUCACAACUUACUGAACAUCACAGAAUUCAUACUGGAGAGAAACCCUACAAAUGUAAAGAAUGUGGCAAGGCCUAUAAAGCGUACUCACAGCUUACUCAACAUCACAUAAUUCAUACCGGAGAGAAACCUUACAAAUGUAAAGAAUGUGGUAAGGCCUUUAGCAGAUACUCAACCCUUUCUCAGCAUCACAGAAUCCAUACUGGAGAGAAACCUUACCAAUGUCAAGAAUGUGGUAGAGCCUUUAUGCGGCAAUCAUCCCUUACUCGGCAUCACAGAAUGCAUACGGGAGAGAAACCUUACAAAUGUCAAGAAUGUGGAAAGGUCUUUAGCCAGCGAAGAACACUUACUCAGCAUCAUGUAAUUCAUACUGGAGAGAAACCUUACAAAUGUCAAGUGUGUGGCAAGGUCUUUAGCCAGCAAGCAUCCCUUAGUCAGCAUCAGAGAAUUCAUAGUGGAGAGAAACCUCACAAAUGUCAAGAAUGUGGCAAGGCCUUUAGGUUGAAGUCAAACCUUAAUUACCAUCACAAAAUUCAUACUGGAGAGAAACCUUUCCAAUGUCAACAAUGUGGCAAAGCCUUUAGGAUUAAGUCAAACCUUAAAGUCCAUCACAGAAUUCACACUGGAGAGAAACCUUACCAAUGUCAGAUAUGUGGCAAGGGCUUUACCAAAUGCUCAGAACUUCAUCAACAUCGCAGAAUUCAUACUUGAGCCACCCUUACCAAUGCACCGUGUGCAAAAGGCUUUAAUCACCAAUCAUCCUUUAUUCAAGAUUACAGAAAUCAUCUUGCAGCAAAUGUCACAGAGUUUAAGACUGUGAAGGAAUUUUCCCCCACUUUUUAAAAAGUUUUUCUUCAAUAGAAUGAGUGGGAGGGUGCAGAGGCAGACACACACACAGAAUGAAAAGCAGGUUCCAGGCUCUGAGGUUUUGGCACAGACAGCUCAGAGCCUGAUACAGGGCUCAAACCCAUAAACUGCUAUAUCACGACAUGAGGUGAAGUUGGAUGCUUCACCGACUGAGCCACCCAGGCACCCCAAGACUGUGAGAGAACUUUUAAGGAGGGCUCAACGCUACUCCACAUCACAGAAUCCACCUUGAGGAUUAACGAUACCCAAGUAAACAAUGUGGCAAGAUAACCAAUGCUGAUCCCUGAUUUCUUGUCAGAGAAUGUGUUAUAGAGAUGAUUUUACACAAAAAAAAAGAAUCUGGGAAGCCCUUUAAUGGUGCUCAAGCCUCAUUCCACACCACCAAAUUCAUACUUGAGAGACACCUUACAAUUGUAGAGAAUGUGGUGAAACGUUUCACUUGGCUCAAGCCCUACUCACCAUCACAUUGUUCAUACAUAGGACGAACAUUGCAAAUGUGAUGAAUAUGGCACACCCCUAGGUGGACGUCCUAACUUAUUCAACAUCAUAAUUCCCAUAUCAGAGGAAAUCUCUAAAAUGUAAAUUGAAUGACAAAGCUUUCAGCUGGAAUUCAAUCCUUAUUCAAUAUCUCUAAAUGCAUGCUGAAUUGAAACCAUACAAACCUAAUGCAUGAGGAAAGCCCUUCUUCAUAAAUACACCAUUUGGAAAACAUCAGAGAAUACCAAAAGGAAAGUAAGUUGAAAGAAAAGUACGUUUAAAAAUAUAUGUAACUGAACAUAAAAUGUCAACACGUGUCACAGGAUCACAGCAGAAAGCAAUAAGUCAGUGUAUUCAGACAUUACAUCAAAAUACUUAUUAGAAGGAAUAAUACAAAGUUAAACAUUUAGAUAAUGUAUAUGCUAUUAUGCUUUAAAUGAUAAAAGGGAUGGAUUUUUGCAUAGGUAUAAUCUCAAUAUAUUUACAUUAACCUUAUUUAAGAUUUGUGACUAGUAAACAUCAAUAUACUUCUUAUUCUCAAAUCACUUCAGAAAAUUCAUUUAUUCCUAGUGGGUGUGUGAAUGUACGCGGCUGAGUGUUGCUACAUCAAUGACAUGAGUUCCCUUCUUUCUUAGGUGGGACUCAUACAUAUGUAAUUUUCCAUGGAAGGUGAAGAAGAGUUGAAUCAAAUCUAAGUGGAGAUACUUUCUGUGCCUCUAACCUUGUUGUAAUUAUCAUGAAAGAGGUGUUCAGGACACCAUUGUCCAUUUAUUUCAACUACAAGUGUGUAUUACAAAUAAAAAGUUGUACUAAAUGGUCUUUAAGGGAAAGAGGGUCAGUCCACUGAAAAACGUGAUGCAGGUUCAUCAUAGCAAUAGUUACAAGUACAGAAUAUCAACUGAUGUGAUUGAAAGGAAGAAAUGUUCACAGAUAUCAGAAAGAGAAGAGCAAAACAUUCCUAAGAUGGCUAGGAUUCUACAUUCACAUGUUUGAAGAAUCACCUCAGGCCUGAAAGAAUUUCAGUAGGCAAAAUUAAGCUGUACAUAAUUUAAAAUAGACUGUCAUGUCUUCUGAGUCUUCAUGGUAACCACCAAGCAAAACUGUUAAUUGAUACCCAAAAGAUAAAGAGAGAAGAAUCAAGGUUUACUAUUCUUGAAAAUCAUCAGAUCACAAAGGUAAAGAGAAAAUGGAGAAGAAAGGGAGCAACAAUUCUAAAGUAGCCAGAAAACCAUGAGAAGAAUGACAACAGUAACUCCAUGCCUGGAUCAAUACUUCCUUUAAAUAUAAAGGGACUAAAUUCCCCAAUCAAAAGAUAGAGAUUGGCUGAAUGGAAAGAAAUCCAAGACCCAAUGCUGUGCUGCCUUCAUGGGAUUCCCAUCUGCUUUCAGAACACACUCAGCCUGAAAGUGCAAAUAUUCAAAACGAUAUUGCAUGCCAUUGGAAACCCAAAGAAAUGGGGUAGCUAUGCUUCAGGCAAAAUAGACUUGAAUGCAAGGACUAUAAUAAGACACGGCAAAGGUCAGUAUUAAACAAACGGGUCAGUU